AUGGCGGGCGAGGGGCGGCGGGUAGAGCCGGUGGGGGAAGGAUGGGCGGUGUACGUCACGCCCAGAUCCCCUAUUAGGGAGGGGAGGCGCCAGCUCCCGCCUCAAAAUGGCGACAGUAGUGACGCGCCUGCGCACGGAACACCUUCUCCGUCACGUCACGGCCGACGGGAAGUGAGGUUCUCAGAGGAGCCGCCAGAAGUGUACGGCGACUUCAAGCCCCGCGUGUCCAAAGACAGAUCUCCGGUGCGAAGACAUACCCCGCCAGAAGAGUUCCGGCCUGAUUCUGCAAAAGAGGAAGUAAAAGAAAGUAUUUACUACCUUCGGUCUCGGCAGCGGAGACAGCCACAACCCCAAAAAGCUACGGAAAUGAAGACACGAAGCGCUCUCCGUCUUCAGCAGCAGUCCUCGGAACAAUCUCAGCUGCAGUCGUCUCCAGUUAUGACUAGGAGAGGGUUACGGGACUCUUUCUCUGAAGAGGAUGAGUCAUCUUCCCCAACUGUCUUAAGCCAACCAGGCUCAAAGAGAACAACUGUCAGAACUCCAGAAGUUCCAGUGGUGAAUGAAGACCCUGUAAUUGGCCUAUGUAGACCCCCUCUAAGGAACUCAAGAUCUGAAACCACUGGUGUCGUCCGCCAGAAGGUCAAUUUGCCAGAAGAAGGUGAAACUGAGGAAGAAGAUCCAAACAGUUCUGACAGUGAUGUUACUAAUGUUAAGGUCAGAUCCGGGGAUUCUGUUGAGUCUGGAGAUCAAACCAUUAGAUCAACUAGUCAAUAUACAGAAUCAUUUUGGCAGUCGUCACAAAAUCAAGACUUCACCACAGCUCAUGAUAAGCAAGCUUCAGUACUGAGCUCGGGAUAUCAAAAAACCCCUCAGGAGCGGGUCGAACAAACCCCAAGAAUCAGGAGUAGGAUACAAAAUGACAACAUUCAGAAAUCAGUGCUUGGAAACCAAUCUCCUUCAACCUCCAGACAGCAAAUGUCUGAACAACCCAAAAGUACAAGUUUUCUCCAGAUGAAGUGGUAUCUACUUUUCCUGAUAGCUGCGGCUUUGGGCAUUGUGAUUUGUUUCAUUCCUACUCCUGACAUAGAAAGCACUGCUGCUGUUCAAGAGUUCCAGAACCAGAUGAAACAACUCAUGAAUAAAUACCAAGGUCAAGAUGAGAAGCUGUGGAAAAGGAGCCUCACAUUCCUGGAAAAACACCUUAAUAGCUCCCAUCCUCGACCUCAGCCUGCUAUCUUGUUGCUCACUGCUGCCCGAGAUGCUGAAGAAGCACUUAAGUGUCUGAGUGAACAAAUUGCUGAUGCCUAUUCUUCCUUCCGUAGCGUCCGUGCCAUCCGGAUUGAUGGGACAGGCAAAGCUGCUCAAGACAGUGAUACCGUCAAGGAGGAGGUAGACCAAGAACUGAGCAAUGGAUUCAGAAAUGGCCAGAAUGCGGCAGUGGUGCACCGCUUUGAGUCACUGCCUGCCGGCUCUACCCUGAUCUUCUACAAGUAUUGUGACCACGAGAAUGCAGCCUUCAAAGAUGUAGCCUUAGUCCUGACUGUCUUGUUGGAGGAGGAGACACUUGGAACCAGCCUAGGCCUAAAGGAAGUUGAAGAAAAAGUGAGAGAUUUCCUUAAAGUCAAGUUCACCAGUUCUGACACACUGAACUCCUACAAUAAUAUGGACCCAGACAAAUUGAGUGGGCUCUGGAGCCGGAUUUCUCAUUUAGUCCUGCCUGUACAACCGGAGAUUGCCUUGAAAAGGGGCAUCUGUUUAUAA
This is a messenger RNA of Chrysochloris asiatica (Cape golden mole), 1761 nucleotides long. RefSeq names its product torsin A interacting protein 1 (gene TOR1AIP1). Lineage: Eukaryota; Metazoa; Chordata; Mammalia; Afrosoricida; Chrysochloridae. Gene Ontology annotation, molecular function: ATPase activator activity. Gene Ontology annotation, cellular component: nuclear membrane. The transcript has 10 exons. The record is from RefSeq and is a predicted model, not a curated record. The coding region runs from base 1 to 1761 and encodes 586 amino acids. Gene Ontology annotation, biological process: nuclear membrane organization.